This is a messenger RNA of Chanos chanos (milkfish), 4301 nucleotides long. It is a transcript of the gene rerea, whose product is annotated as arginine-glutamic acid dipeptide (RE) repeats a. Gene Ontology annotation, molecular function: transcription corepressor activity; sequence-specific DNA binding. Gene Ontology annotation, cellular component: nucleus. The record is from RefSeq and is a predicted model, not a curated record. NCBI's taxonomy places the organism in Eukaryota, Metazoa, Chordata, Actinopteri, Gonorynchiformes, Chanidae. The coding region runs from base 136 to 4071 and encodes 1311 amino acids. The transcript is spliced from 17 exons. Gene Ontology annotation, biological process: regulation of DNA-templated transcription.
CUCUGUACGCUGCGCGUGAAAGCUGAGGUCACAGCACAAGCUCAGUGAAAAUUUCUCCGAGAGAUUGCGUGAGCCUCCAUUUUGAGCACCUAGAAAUAAGGUGGGAUAGGAGAGUUUAUUCCGGCGACCACGGGCAUGCAAACUGUCAAAAUAGAGCGCGUUAGCUCUGUCUCCGAUAUGGACGACUUGUUCAGUCCGCGAAGGCGAUUAAACAGCACACAAGGAGAGAUCAGAGUGGGCCCCAGUCAUCAGGCCAAACUCCCCGAGCUGCAGCCCCUCCCCUCCCCUGAUGGCCAGGCUGUGACCGAGAAUGAGGAGCUGGUCUGGAUGCCUGGGGUUAAUGACUGUGACCUGCUCAUGUACCUGCGGGCGGCAAGGAGUAUGGCAGCAUUUGCUGGGAUGUGUGACGGAGGGUCGACAGAAGACGGGUGUCUAGCUGCCUCACGGGAUGACACUACACUGAAUGCAUUAAAUACUCUACACGAAAGCAGCUACGAUGCCGGGAAGGCCCUACAGCGCCUGGUGAAGAAACCGGUGCCCAAACUAAUUGAGAAAUGCUGGUCGGAGGAUGAAGUGAAACGAUUCAUAAAAGGGCUUAGGCAGUACGGCAAGAACUUCUUCAGGAUUCGGAAAGAGCUGCUACCGAACAAGGAAACGGGAGAGUUGAUUACGUUUUACUAUUACUGGAAGAAGACUCCAGAGGCUGCUAGCUCCCGAGCCCAUCGUCGCCAUCGUAGACAACCAGUCUUCCGUCGAAUCAAGACCCGCACUGCUUCCACGCCCGUCAACACUCCCUCCCGCCCCCCUUCCAUGGACUUAAGCUCGGCCAGUGAAGAUGACUUUGACAGUGAGGACAGUGAGCAGGAGCUGAAGGGAUACGCCUGUCGACACUGUUUCACCACCACCUCUAAGGACUGGCACCACGGGGGCCGCGAGAACAUCCUGCUGUGCACUGACUGCCGGAUUCACUUUAAGAAGUACGGCGAGCUGCCGCCCAUCGAGAAACCGGUGGACCCUCCGCCGUUUAUGUUCAAACCUGUCAAAGAGGAAGAGGAUGGACUCAGCGGGAAGCAUAGCAUGAGGACCCGACGGAAUCGCGGCUCGAUGUCGACGCUACGAAGUGGUCGUAAGAAGCAGACAGCCAGCCCAGAUGGCAGAGCCUCGCCGACCAAUGAGGACCUGCGGUCCAGCGGUCGCACCUCCCCCAGUGCUGCCAGCACAUCCAGUACUGACAGCAAGACUGACACUAUGAAGAAACCCAGCAAGAAGAUUAAAGAGGAGGCUCCAUCACCCAUGAAGAGUGCCAAACGUCAAAGAGAGAAAGCAGCCUCAGACACAGAUGAGCCUGAAAGAGCCAGUGCUAAGAAAUCAAAGACUCAGGAGCUGAGUCGGCCUGACUCGCCCUCGGAGUGCGAGGGUGAGGGUGAAGGUGAGAGCUCGGACGGUCGCAGCGUGAAUGACGAGGGCAGCAGCGACCCCAAGGACAUUGACCAGGACAACCGCAGCUCGUCCCCCAGCAUCCCCAGCCCGCGGGACAACGAGAGCGACUCGGACUCGUCCGCUCAGCAGCAGGUCCUUCAGGGCCAGCACCCUCCAGUUAUUCAGUGCCAGACAGGGGCUUUGCCCCAGACCUCCACCACAACCUCCACCCCUGCCACGUCAGGAGCACCGUCUCUGUCGUCCCAAGUGUCUCCUUCUGUCCCGCCCACCUCCAUGCCCCCUCAGCAGUUACCGCAGGCGGGGCCGCACUCCCUCAUCCAGUCAGGAGCUUCCCUGCACCCACAAAGGCUUCCCUCACCCCAUUCACCUAUGCAGGGUAUGCCUCAACCUCCACCUCCUUCCCAGGCAGGUGCCCAACCGCUACAGCCUCCACUCCACUGCCCUGUGCCUCCUAUGGGUCACCCUGUCCAGGCAGGGCCGUCCCAUCACCCUCACCCCAUCCCACAACAGCCUUUCCCUCUGGCACAGUCUCAGGUUCCCCCUUCGCCCCUCUCCAGCCAAUCCCAAACGUCCUCUCUGUCCCAGCAGCAGCCCCACACGCCCCCAUCCCAGUCCCAGUCCUCCUCACAGAGCAGCGGGCAGCCCCCACGCGAGCAGCCCCUGCCACCGGCGCCCAUGUCCAUGCCCCACAUCAAACCUCCACCCACCACCCCCAUCCCACAGAUGCCAAACCCCCAGUCGCACAAGCAUCCUCCGCAUCUCUCGGCCCCUCCCUUCCCAACAAUGCCUUCCAACUUGCCCCCGCCGCCAGCCUUGAAACCCCUCAGUUCGCUCUCCACGCACCACCCGCCCUCCGCCCAUCCGCCUCCGCUACAGCUCAUGCCUCAAAGCCAACAGCUGCAGCCUCCGCCGGCUCAGCCUCCCGUGCUCACACAAUCCCAAAAUCUCCCUGCCUCAGGCGGCCACGCACCACCUCCGGCUCCGCCUCUUCCUCCAUCCGCCUCCUCGCACGCAGCGCCCUCCCAGUCGGCCUUCCCUCCUCAUCCCUUCAUCCCGGGGAGCUCACCUGUUAUCCCCGCUUCCUCCGCCACCCCCUCCACGGCGGGCUCCAUGGCCAGCCUGCCGCCGCCGCCUUCCUCCUCCAUCUCGAUGCCGCUACCGGCGUCCGUCAGCACCCCUUGCCCCGGACCCUCCACUGUGCCCCCGGUCCAGAUUAAAGAGGAGCCUCUGGACGAGGCAGAGGAACCCGAAAGCCCACCACCUCCUCAGAGGAGCCCCUCACCAGAGCCCACUGUCGUCAACACCCCCAGCCACGCCAGCCAGUCAGCACGUUUCUAUAAACAUCUGGACCGAGGCUACAAUACAUGUGCCAGGACAGAUCUGUACUUCACUCCUCUGGCAGCGUCCAAGCUGGCGAAGAAACGGGAGGAAGCUCUGGAGAAGGCUAAGAGGGAAGCAGAGCAGAAAGCACGGGAAGAGAAAGAAAAAGAGAGGGAGCGAGAGAAAGAGAGGGAAAGGGAACGGGAAAGAGAGAAAGAGGCUGAGAGAGCCGCUAAAGCAUCCAGCUCUUCCCACGAAGGUCGAAUGGGCGAGCCUCAGCUGGCGGGCUCCGCCCACAUGCGGGCGUCCUUCGACCCUCCUCCCACCACCAUCGCCGCCGUGCCGCCCUACAUCGGCCCCGACACGCCCGCCCUGCGCACCCUCAGCGAGUACGCUCGACCCCACGUCAUGUCCCCCACCAACCGCAACCACCCCUUCUUCGUCUCACUCAACCCCACCGAUCCCCUGCUGGCCUACCACAUGCCGGGCCUGUACAACGCCGACCCCGGCAUGCGAGAGAGGGAGCUGCGAGAGCGGGAGAUGCGAGAGAGGGAGAUCCGCGAGAGGGAGCUGAGAGAGAGAAUGAAGCCGGGCUUCGAGGUCAAGCCACCCGAACUGGACGGCCUGCACCCCUCGGCGAACCCCAUGGAGCACUUUGCCAGGCACGGAGCCAUCGGCCUGCCCCCCAUGGCAGGUCCGCACCCCUUCGCCUCCUUCCACCCGGGUCUGAACCCGCUGGAGCGGGAACGGCUGGCGCUGGCCGGGCCUCAGCUGCGACCGGAGAUGACGUACCCUGAGCGCCUGGCCGCCGAGAGGCUGCACGCGGAGAGGAUGGCGUCGGUGGCCAACGAUCCCAUCGCCCGACUGCAGAUGUUCAACGUCACACCGCACCACCACCAGCACUCGCACAUCCACUCGCACCUCCACCUGCAUCAACAGGAUCCUCUGCACCAAGGUUCUGGGGCCCACCCGUUAGUUGACCCGCUGGCUGCCGGACCACAUCUGGCCCGUUUCCCGUACCCGCCUGGAGCCAUCCCCAACCCUCUGCUGGGACAGCCACCCCAUGAACACGAGAUGCUCAGACACCCUGUGUUUGGCACUCCAUACCCCAGAGACCUGCCUGGAGGUUUGCCUCCGACCAUGUCAGCAGCGCAUCAACUGCAGGCCAUGCAUGCGCAGUCUGCAGAGCUGCAGCGGCUGGCCAUGGAGCAGCAGUGGCUGCAUGGACACCACCACAUGCAUGGAGGACCUCUGCCUGGGCAAGAGGACUACUACAGCCGGUUGAAGAAAGAGAGCGAUAAGCAGCUGUGAGUGGCCGAGACAACUCACAGAGUUCAGCAGGACACAGGAAGUCGUACUAGACCAGUCACAGAGAGGAGCCCUGACACGUCCCUCAAACAUUUUCACUUUGCAAAAACAAAGGAAACAGAAAGGAAGAUCAUCUGAAGACUUUUUUUUGUUGUUGUUGUCAGUUUUCUUUACCGUUAUGAACAAUUAUAUUUUUUCUUUUUUUGUUUUUGUUUUUUUUUUUUUUUUUUAAG